AUGGGCCGCGGUACAAAACUUAUCAAGGACCAUCAGAAGAAGGAGAAAGCAAAGAAGACCUUACAAACUCAACGUCUACAGGAGUCCAAUGUAGUUGCGUCCACGAAGCAAAGCAGCACUCCACACAAAGUAAAGCACCAUUGCCGUGGCGGAAACGAAGAACAUGCAUUCGACGAGAAGCGAUGCAUCAAGUUGGAACACGAAGCCUUCUGUCCUAUCUGCUUCGAUCGAUUCUCAUACAGAGCGGGUUGCAAUACGCAUGGCUUCAGUAAAGAAGAUUUGAUUCCUCAAAUUCCUCACAACCAAGAGGAACUUACUAGAAAAUUCGACGCCUUUGGAUUAGUCGGACCAGACGCCAAGGUACGAGCAACUAUGGCUCAGCUGGUAAUCGAGAUCGUGGAUGGCAAUGUCGAGAUCAAGCAAGACCUACGUAAACAACAACCAGAACCAGUUGCCAGACCAGAACUAGUUGAUAGAAGACAAGAUCGUACCGCAGGUCCGAGAAGAACUCAAGUCCCGACUGUUCAAAGAGCUGAGGACGCUCCUCUUGGACGACAACCAGAGACACCGGUCACAGCUGCAGAUGUUCGACCUGCCAUGCCACAAAACAACCAGGAGAUCAUGAGAAAUAAUCCUGCUGAGCCAAUUGCAAAUCAGCAAGAUGCUACAGACAUUCCUCCUCAAGUCCCCGGCACUCCUACCAAAACACAAACCCCGUCGACUCACGCAUCCAGAACUCUCGGCAAAAACAGAACCCCACAAAGUGUUCCCCUUGGUGGCUGGCUAGCUCAGCGAUUCAGAGGAACUAAAGGCACGAAUCGUGGACCUCGACUUCGAGCUCCUGUCGAAGCAUCCUUGAAGUAA
Messenger RNA from Lithohypha guttulata, 864 nucleotides. RefSeq lists its product as uncharacterized. The transcript has 2 exons. Lineage: Eukaryota; Fungi; Ascomycota; Eurotiomycetes; Chaetothyriales; Trichomeriaceae. Bases 1 to 864 code for a protein of 287 amino acids. The record is from RefSeq and is a predicted model, not a curated record.